AUGCCUUCUGCACAAGGAUUUAUCAAGAGUGUUGCCGGCGGCAACAAGUUCGCGUCUGUAUUUAUCAUCGACGAUAUUCAGUACCACUUCCAGGGCCAAUUCAACCCUGCCGUACAGGAUUUUCAAAGCAAUGACGCCACCCUGGAGUACGACAGCCCCGACCAAUUAACUACCUAUCGAGAUCUUGAAGGCAAGGUUGGCACACAGGAUGUUAGUAUCAACUUAUCCAACGGCGCUAGAAUCAGGGGCAAUCUCGACAUGCCUCUUAGUCCAGCAAGCCGAGUCAGUGGAUCUGGUAUCUGGACACAAAACUGA
Molecule: messenger RNA, 315 nt
Organism: Fusarium venenatum
Lineage: Eukaryota; Fungi; Ascomycota; Sordariomycetes; Hypocreales; Nectriaceae
Source: RefSeq, a predicted model, not a curated record